GUCCUUUCCCAGGAUCUGCAACUCAGAAGUCAGCGACGAGCAAAUGGGAACGAAGUUUGCGACGUUUUUACAGACGCAAAGACAAAUCUAACCCCGAUCUGCAGGCUACAAAACUCUUUGUAAGUUUUGCGAGUUUGUAUAUUGCGCAGCUGAUCGGUAUAUAGUUUUGGAGAUGUCUAUAAACUCACUGGAGUCGGUGAAGAGGAAGAUCCAGUCCCUGCAGCAGCAGGCGGAUGAUGCCGAGGACAGAGCUCAGGAUCUACAGAGAGAACUGGACAAUGAACGAGGUCUGCGAGAGAAAGCAGAAGGUGAGGUGGCAUCGUUGAACCGCAGGAUCCAGUUGGUGGAGGAUGAACUGGACCGGGCUCAGGAGAGACUGGCCACCGCUCUCCAGAAACUAGAGGAGGCUGAGAAAGUGGCUGAUGAGAGUGAAAGAGGCAUAAAGGUGAUUGAGAAUCGUGCGAUGAAAGAUGAGGAAAAGAUGGAGAUUCAGGAAAUGCAGCUGAAAGAAGCCAAACACAUCGCAGAGGAGGCCGAUCGGAAAUACGAGGAGGUCGCUCGAAAGCUGGUCAUUUUGGAGGGCGAAUUAGAAAGGGCAGAAGAGAGAGCAGAGAUUGCUGAACUUAAAGGUGCAGAGCUGGAAGAAGAAUUAAAAAAUGUAACCAACAAUCUCAAGUCUUUAGAAGCCCAAUCAGACAAGUACUCGGAUAAGGAGGACAAAUUUGAAGAAGAGAUCAAAGUUCUCGGUGAUAAACUGAAAGAGGUUGAAACUCGUGCUGAGUUUGCAGAAAGGACGGUGGCCAAACUGGAAAAGACCAUCGAUGACCUGGAGGAUGGUCUAGGUCAGGCAAAACAACAGAACCUGGAGAUGCAUCAGGUCCUGGAUCAAACACUACAAGAGCUCAACAGCUUGUAAACUUGCGAGAGGAGAAAUCCACACAAAGAACAUUCCAGAUUUCCACGUCACUACAGUGUUUUGUGUCAUGUGUUUUUGUUUCCUAAUAUGUUGUGUCCUUUUCUGACUAUAUUUUCUACCUUUUCUAGUGAGUUAAAAUGUCCUGUGAUGCCAUUUGCCAUUUCAUAGAGUUAGAUUAAAAAUGAUUGCUCAUUACUGCUUGAAAUAUUGUUUACCUUUUCUAUACCUUUCUGUUUACUGUUGUUUUAUUUAUUUCAUUUGAAAGAACUUUUGAAGAGGGAUAUAAGUUACACUUAAAGGUGCCGUAGAAUGUAAAACUGUGUUUACCUAGGAAUAGAUGAAUAAUAAGAGUUUUGUACAUGUUAAUGACAUAUCGUGAGCCUCAAACACGAUCGUUUCCUCCAUCUUAUGGAAACCUCAUGCAUGGAAAACAGACCAAUCUCAACAUAACAUCGACUGUCAUGAUGUAUGCCCCUAACAUUAAAUUACACAUUAAAUUAAUUACAAUGUUAUUACAAUGCUAAAAACAAAGUUCUAA
Messenger RNA from Misgurnus anguillicaudatus (oriental weatherfish), 1454 nucleotides. RefSeq names its product tropomyosin alpha-4 chain. The record is from RefSeq and is a predicted model, not a curated record. Lineage: Eukaryota; Metazoa; Chordata; Actinopteri; Cypriniformes; Cobitidae.